AUGGGCAAGGAGAAGUGGACACGUGGAGGCCGAGGCCCAGGUUGGCCAGUGGACCUGCUGUGGCUACUGCUGCUACUGCCCUGGGUCGCCCCGGGGCAGAGACGGUCCCUGGCCACGGCCAACCCUGCCUCAGCUCCAGGCGAGACAGUGGAGAGCGGUGCCCCCGCCCCCACGGUGCAGCGGUUGGCCCCGGGAACCCCAGGCCAGGGGGAUUUCUCCACAGUGUGUGGGAAGCCCAAGGUGAUGGGGAAGAUCUAUGGUGGCCAGGACGUGGUGGCUGGCCAGUGGCCAUGGCAGGCCGGCCUGCUGUACCAUAACACACACAUCUGCGGAGCAGUCCUCAUCAACUCCUUCUGGCUGGUGUCCACUGCCCACUGCUUUCUCAAUAAAUCCGGUGCCCCAGAGGACUACCAGGUUCUGUUGGGAAGCACCCAGCUGUACCAGCACACGCAGCACGCCCGGAAGAUGUCUGUGAACAGGAUUAUCAUGCACCCAGACUUUGAGAAGUUCCACCCCUUCGGGAAUGACAUAGCCAUGUUGCAACUGCACCUGCCUGUGAACUUCACCUCCUACAUCAGCCCCGCCUGCCUCCCAACCCCUGGAAUACAACUGCCUAGCCACUCAUCUUGCUGGAUAACCGGCUGGGGAAUGCUCAGCGAGGACAAGCAACUACUCCCGCCCUUCCAUCUCCAGGAGGGCAAGGUGGGUCUCAUUGAGAACAAGUUAUGUAAUAUGUUAUAUGGACAAAGACUUGGCACAGGCAAGACCAACUCUGUGCACGAGGAGAUGCUGUGUGCCGGGGACAUCUUGACAGGAAAAGCCAUCUGCCAAGGCGAUUCCGGGAGCCCCCUCGUCUGUGACCUCCUCGAUGCCUGGGUUCUGGUAGGGCUGGCCAGCUGGGGUUUGGACUGCCGGCAUCCCAUCUACCCCAGUGUGUUCACCAAUAUCACCUACUUUGCUGACUGGAUCCGGGAGAUCCAGAGGCUCACACCUCCUCCUGAUCCCACAGCUGCUCUUCCUCAGACCCAACUUCCAUACAGGCCUCUGCAGGCUGCAGGCUCUCCGAGGCCUGGCACAGCCCUCUUGCCUCCCCAGACCUGGCUCCUAUUGCUGUCUGUGCUCAGGGCCCGGUGGCAGGCCCUGCAGUGA
Molecule: messenger RNA, 1149 nt
Organism: Myotis lucifugus (little brown bat)
Lineage: Eukaryota; Metazoa; Chordata; Mammalia; Chiroptera; Vespertilionidae
Product: putative serine protease 47
Exons: 5
Coding region: 1-1149 (382 amino acids)
Biological process (GO): proteolysis
Molecular function (GO): serine-type endopeptidase activity
Source: RefSeq, a predicted model, not a curated record